CAACAACCUCCAUAUCUGAUUGGAUCAUGCGUGCACGCCGAUAAAUUUGAAAUCGGCGUUUCGUGACUUUCGCAGAGGAAAGACGAGGACGACUGGGCAAUUUAUGAGUGGCUGCGAUGUCUGGAGGCGAGGACACCGGGGCACAGCUGCAGUGUUGUGUGACGACAGAGCACCUGAACGCCUCAGGACAAGCCACCCGGAGGCAGGUCAUCCGCAAAGCGUCUGUCCUUCUGGGACGCAACGAGUUCCAGGAGCUCAUCCUCCGCAUCCACGAUGGGAAAGUCCCCCAAAAUUAUUCUCUGAAGAAGUUCAGACUCUUCACUAAGUUUGCCCGCGAUGGGAAGUGCACUGUGAAGCUGCUCCCUGAAAACAUCCAGGUACUCAUCUCCAACUGCCCUCCGGACCAGCUGAGUCUCUUCCUGAGGACUCUAAACAUCAAACACCAGGUUGCCCUGUCUGGCAAAACUCUGAGCGCACGAGAGAAACUCAAAGCGGGUCUGCCUCGCAGCUUUGAGGCUAUCAGCCCGCUUCAGCAAAAAGACAUCCAGAAGGUCAACGAGCUUCGAAGUAAUGCGGUGCCCAAAGAACUUUCGGACCGCACCAACAGGACUGCGGGUGCAGGACAGCAGGUCAAACGGUCAAGAAGUGAUUGUACCUCCAGCCCUGUGAAAGCCAACCCGAGCAAGAAACCAGUCCUGUCUUUGCCAACCCGUAGACUUAACAAAGGACAGGCUGCCAUCCUCAACGCUGUGCUGACUGGAAAGAACGUCUUCUUCACGGGCAGCGCAGGUACAGGGAAGUCCUUCUUACUGAAGAGAAUACUUGGGUCACUGCCUCCAAAGAGCACCUUUGCCACUGCCAGCACUGGAGUGGCGGCGUGUCAUAUUGGAGGAACAACACUGCAUAACUUUGCGGGUAUUGGCUCGGGCUCAGCCCCGCUGGAGCAGUGUAUCGAGCUGGCCCAGAGGCCCGGGGUGCGGCAGCACUGGACCAGCUGUCGACACCUCGUCAUCGACGAGAUCUCCAUGGUGGACGCCGCUUUCUUCGACAAGCUCGAGUCUGUGGCCAGGUCGGUGAGGAGGUCCACUGAGCCUUUCGGGGGUAUCCAGUUGAUUAUUUGUGGCGAUUUCCUUCAGCUGCCUCCUGUUUCAAAGGGAAAAGAAAAGGCCAAAUUUUGUUUCCAGGCUAGAUGUUGGCGUAAAGUCAUCCAGGUCAACUUGGAGCUAACGGAAGUGCGACGGCAAACGGAUCAGACUUUCAUCGCCCUCCUCCAGGCUGUGAGGGUGGGAAGGGCGACAGAAGAGGUUACAAAUAAAUUGAUUGCGAGCGUCUACCGUCAGAUCGACAGGGACGGUAUCGUAGCAACCAGACUGUGCACACACAAGGAUGAUGUGGAGCUCACCAACGAUAACAAGCUACAGCAGCUGCCAGGGUCGACGCGAGUAUUCGAGGCUCUGGACAGCGACCCGGCCUUAGUGAGGAUUAUAGACGCCCACAGUCCGGUCAGCAGACUACUUCAUCUUAAAGUGGGAGCUCAGGUCAUGUUGACAAAGAACCUUGAUGUCACUCGAGGUCUGGUGAACGGAGCCCGAGGGGUUGUGGUGGCAUUUGAGCCUGGAAAACACGGUCUCCCACGUGUCCGUUUCCUGUGCGGCGUCACGGAAGUGUUGAAGCUCGAACGCUGGGUGUUCAAGUCGGGGGGUGGGGCACACCUGAGCCGACAGCAGCUGCCACUCAAACUGGCCUGGGCCAUUUCCAUCCACAAGAGCCAAGGAAUGACACUAGACUGUGUGGAAAUCUCCCUGGCUCGGGUGUUUGAGAGCGGCCAGGCUUACGUGGCCUUGUCUCGGGCUCGGAGUUUGGAGAGCCUCAGGGUUAUGGACUUUGACCCCCGCGUGGUCCGAGCAGACCCUGACGCUCUCGUCUUCUAUAAGAAUCUGAGGAAAGAGAGGCUGCUGAUGCAGACUGUCAUGGAUGACUAUGGUGACAGAAGCAACAAAGAGAACAUUUGGUGAGAUUAACUCUGGCCACUUGAGAACUUUGUAGCCACACUGCCAUCAUGUGUUCACUCAUCUGUUUUUAAAACUUUUACAUGCCUUUAUUUAUUUGUGAUAUUGUCAAAUAAAUCUCUUUUAGUCAA
This is a messenger RNA of Syngnathoides biaculeatus (alligator pipefish), 2140 nucleotides long. RefSeq names its product PIF1 5'-to-3' DNA helicase homolog (S. cerevisiae) (gene pif1). The transcript has 13 exons. Gene Ontology annotation, molecular function: DNA helicase activity. The record is from RefSeq and is a predicted model, not a curated record. Gene Ontology annotation, biological process: telomere maintenance; DNA repair. NCBI's taxonomy places the organism in Eukaryota, Metazoa, Chordata, Actinopteri, Syngnathiformes, Syngnathidae. Bases 117 to 2015 code for a protein of 632 amino acids.